AUGAUGCGACGACAACACGUAACGACGCAAAGACAAACGACGGGAGGGGUGAAUAUCAUCCAGUCGGUCGCGGACGUUUUGGAACGACUGGUGACGAAUAGCGUCGAAGCGAGCGCGAGAGAAGUGUCGUGCGAACUCUUCUUUUCGUCUUCGUCUUCGUUCUCGUCGUUUUUGCCUUCGAUGCGGGUCCGAGACGACGGCGAAGGAAUGACAGAAAGAGAUUUACAUUUGGUUGGAGAGUUUGGGUGCACGUCGAAGCGAGGGAAGAGUGGAGCGUCUUUGGCGGCGAUUGCGCAGUUGAGCGAGAGAGUUCAGAUCGUGACCAGGAAGAAGAUGGGUGGGUCUGAAACCGCCUCGCCUUCGACGAGAACGUUUUCGGCGACGCUGGUGUCUUCCGCCGAGGGGAGUAAAAGAAAAGUGAAAGGGAUGCUACCGAGCGCGUAUCGAAACUCUGGAGCGAUUAUCACCGUUGAUAGAGUCUUUUCUCGAGGGUCUGCUUUGAUUCAGAAGAAAAUGAAAGCGGAUGGGUUUGAGACGUAUGCGCAGGCUUGCGAGAAAGAGGCGCGCGAACGGGUGCUUGCCCUUUCGCUUAUCAAUCCAAAAGUUACUUUGAUUUUGACCGUGAAAAAGAAGAGAAACGACGAGGAGUGGGAAGAGAAAGAAGCAUUUCGCAGCCGAGGCAAUGUUUUGGCGAAUUUGGCAGAUUUGUACGGCGAGGAAGAUGUUACCGUGCGCGCGUUGCGUCCGGUGUGUUACGAGAAAAAAGGUAGCCAUGGAGCUCCUCCCUCCAUGCGAGCUUCCGGAUAUAUUACUUGGGCCGAAAACUACAUUCACAGGAGAAAGAUACAGUAUCUAUACAUAAACCGGGCUCACGUGAGAGAGAGAACAAAAUACCACACGGUUAUAGAGAGAUCGUUCGAGGAGAUUCACAAAAAGAAAUCUUCUUCUGUCGCUUACGUUUUACACAUCUCGACAACGACCGCGGACGAAAAGAACGAAGAGUUGAUAUCAGCCUUCUUACGCGAAACUGUAAAAAAGAUCUCUUCCGAAAGUACUGAAGAGAAAAUAAACGCGGCAGCUGUAAAGCGCCCUUCUCGUGCGCGCACGGAAGACCGACGUGUUUACCUUUAG
Bathycoccus prasinos is the source of this 1131-nucleotide messenger RNA. RefSeq lists its product with no specific name. NCBI's taxonomy places the organism in Eukaryota, Viridiplantae, Chlorophyta, Mamiellophyceae, Mamiellales, Bathycoccaceae. Gene Ontology annotation, molecular function: ATP-dependent DNA damage sensor activity; ATP hydrolysis activity. Gene Ontology annotation, biological process: mismatch repair. The coding region runs from base 1 to 1131 and encodes 376 amino acids. Gene Ontology annotation, cellular component: mismatch repair complex. The transcript has a single exon. The record is from RefSeq and is a predicted model, not a curated record.